Molecule: messenger RNA, 4406 nt
Organism: Serinus canaria (Common canary)
Lineage: Eukaryota; Metazoa; Chordata; Aves; Passeriformes; Fringillidae
Gene: UBAP1L
Product: ubiquitin associated protein 1 like
Exons: 7
Coding region: 973-2304 (443 amino acids)
Biological process (GO): ubiquitin-dependent protein catabolic process via the multivesicular body sorting pathway
Cellular component (GO): ESCRT I complex
Molecular function (GO): ubiquitin binding
Source: RefSeq, a predicted model, not a curated record
UGCCAGGGAAGAGAUUUGUUUGAGUACUCUGCAUAUAUGAAAUACAGCUCCAACAAGGAGAGAAUUGUUGGGAAAAGGUUUGAGAAGGAACUUCUCCUUCCUGCAAGGUGACAGAGGUGACACCUGAUGUCAAAGCUCUCCAAUGCUUUCCAUAUUCUGGACAGUUUGCUUGUAACUGUGACGGGCCAUAUGGAUUUGGAGCUUUGCUGUUCUGCACAGAUUGCUGUGGCAGCUUUCCAGAGCUGCAGUCCUUAUUCUUGCUAGCCCCAGUGUGUGGGAAUUGAGUUAAUCUCUCCAGUGCUUUGCCUCUUGGCGUCACAACAGUGCGUAAUUCAUAUGUGUCAUUGCCUAAAUUCAGUACCUGGGCCUUAGGUGUAAUGUCAGUAGUGUCCUGGCUGAACCUUUGCACUGGUUUCUGUCAGUAAGAGACAUGAACUGGUAGCUCCUGACAGAACAUGAGUGCAGAAGUUUGCAGUUCUUGCUCACCUCUAGCACCCCAAAAUACAGAUUGCCAUGAAGUUCUCUGCAGUUGGAGUUCUGAUUUGCUCUUCCCUACAUCCUCCCAUCCCUAAUGUCACUUCCAGUAUCUCAUUACUCCAGACCCAAGGCUGAGUCAGAUCCUGGGGAGUCUUCCCUGAUGAAAACGCACAAGAUCAAACAUAAAAAUAAAAACAACUGCAUAAAACCAAUACAAACCCAACACUUUCAGUUCGGGCAGCUUAGUGACCAGAGGAUGCUCUGCUUAAACAAUUAGGCUCCUUAUCCCAUCAGCAUGUCUGAUGGAACAGGCCAACUGCUUAAGCUACGAUUAUCUUAAAGCUGUCCAAGUCAGCUGCUUGUCUGACACUGCAAGAAUUUUAAAGAGCUGAGCAGUAGAUAAGGAGGCAGCAAAGCAGCAGCCCUGUUCUCCCUGCCCUGUGAGGAGAGAGCUCCGUGAGUUCAUCUGAUGCAGCAAGAAAUCAGGCAGCAGCAAUGAACUACCUGGAUGAAGUUCCCUUCCGGACAGCCGUGAGCCUCAAUGGGGACUCAGAGGGAGAAAUCCCUUUGGUCACUGCCCCAGACAUUAAGCUCCCUGACUGCACCGACAUCCUCAUGAGCACCAUGCACGACUUCUCACUGGAAAGGAAAGUGCUGUACUGGGUGGAGGUGGCCUCUCAGCAGCAGACCUCCCGCCAUCGAGUCACCUCCGAAGUCGUCCCCACGGCUCCCCCGUGCUGGCUGCUGCUGGUGGACCCUGCCGACAGCUACGGGGGACGGGGUCGGGACGGGGCAGUGCGGCGGUCCAUCAGCCUGAGCGCUGCCGACAGCUCCUACGGGCACGCCAAGGGCAGGGCGGUCCUGUCUGACACCGAGAGUGACACCUGGCACUCAGAGGAGGGGGAGUACUCGGAUGAUGAGUACUCCUCCACCUCCUGGGAAGAGAAUGACAAGGAUGAAACGCUCCUCUCCAGGAGGAGAAGCUCUGCAAGAAGUGUGUCUUCACGCCCUGGCUUUUACCAGACCCGACCAAAGACAUCACCCGGCUUGCUGGAGCCCUCGCCAGAGAACAGUGUCCACAGCUCAGCCAGCCCAGACCCCAGCAAGCAGAGAAGAUCCAUGGUGAUAUUUAACAACAUGAAGAACGAGCUGGAAGCCGCCAGGAGGAAGCUGGCUGCUUUGGUGCAUCCUUUGAACCGAGCUGCCACCGGGAGCAGGGGGAUCGUGGUGCCACGGCUGCUGCCCCAGUGCCCUGGCACCAACCACAGCGUCAAGUACGGGCCAGAUCCGGACGUGUCCCAGCAGGGAACCGUUGUGCCAACUCCUCCGGCCACAGCCGCGCCGAUCCCUCCCAUCAAGCAGCACAAACCCACGGUACCGUCCCUCAGCCCCUACACUUGCCUCCCCCCUGCCUCCACGCCUGGACGACCUCUCAGCUGCCACAGAUCCCAGCCAGAUUCCUCAGCUGACCUGCUCUCUGCACUGAGCCAAGAGGAGAGAGACCUCAUCGAGCCCGUCAUAGCCCUGGGCUACCCCACCCAGAAAGCCAUCCUCACCCUCCAGAAGACAGGACGGCAAAGCUUAAGUCAGUUCCUGAGCUACCUGGGUGCCUGUGAUCGACUGCUGAAGCAGGGCUAUGAGGAAGGGCAAGUGGAGGAAGCCAUGGAAAUGUUCCAGUACUCGGAGAAAAAGGCAGCUGAAUUCUUGCAUCUGUUGGCUCAGUUUAAUGAUAUGGGCUUCCAGCAAAAUGAAAUCAAAGAAGUUCUUUUGCUUUGUGGGAAUCAGAGGGAGAGGGCACUGGAAGAGCUUGUGAUGAAAACCCACUGAGCAGCAUCCUGGAGCAGUCAGAGCUUCCCCUCUCCACACUAGACCAGAAGGACUCAAGUGAUUCUGCUGCUCCAUCCCCACCCCUGGAAGCACCAGACACACAACUUCAAAGCUCUGCCUUGGUGUCUCAUUUUAUGGACAUCGAUCAUAAGAGUGUUUGUCAUGCAGGAUCUGACUGCAUAGCAGGAAUGUUUAUCUCCUCACCCACACAUCCCCACCCUUGAUCAUCUCAGCUAUUCAGAUUAGAGGAGAUCUGCCUUUGGCUUAGAUUUUUGCAAAAACCAAAUCAAACCAGUGUUCUCCCUCCACCUGCGGUGAUGGGUGUCAUGUUUUCAGCUACAAUCAAGUGGGGAUUCUUAAAAGAUUAUAUAAAUCAACAGAAUAAAUUGUUUUCUUAAAAUCUGAGGGCUCCUGCAGGAACAUGUGUUGGUCCUGGCUUGGGAGGAGUCUCAGCUGACUUAGUCAUGGUUGAAUAUUGCAAUUGAAAUCCACUUUGAUCGCAUUAGCUUCUUUUAUACCAGACAUGUGAGGAAAAUACACAGUUCCAUGUGGAUAAAGAAAGAAAACAAGUUGCCCUUGCUCUGAAAUACAUGAGGUUUAUCCAGUGCAAUGAAAAAUGGUGGAGGCAAAGGUUUGUCCUCAGGCAGCUUCAUGAGAUCAGAACAGAGAGAUGGGGAACUGCUCACUGUCCUCAUGCUCUGCCCAAAUCAGGAAAAUUCAGGGGAUGCUGAAGACAGUGAAGACAGUGGUUCCAAAUGAAGUGAAGCAUGAAUAUCAGCAUCAGGAACAUCUGUAUGCCCAAGGGAAUUUCUGUAUGUAACUGAAGGACAGAGAAUGGGAGAUUCAGAUCACUGUACAGGAUGUGUGUCUUGGCUUGGCAGUGGAACAGUGGACAGUGUUUUCACAUAAAGUAUGUUAUUUUCCUGUGAAUUAGAAACAGAUGUAAUUUCUUUGAGUAAAGAUGCUUGGGGGGUUCUUCUGCAACAUGUUUGUCUUUUUCUGUCAGGAUGCCAACUGGCACAACCCAGCAGAGAAAAUCCUUAGUUGUAUUAGUACCAUUUUCCAUUGUACCCUUCCAAACAAUCUCCCAGCGCAAUGUGCUGCCAUCAAGGUAAAACACUAUAUCCAUUCUCCCUGGAUCUCCAGGUGGGUGCCAGACAACACAGGAAGGUACAGCUCUCCAUGGCUGCAUUGAUUCUUGCCUGGAUGCAACAAGGAAACUGCAACAAGGAAACUUGGCAUCCAGGUUUUGGGGGAGUUGACCCAUCCAUCCCCAAGGAUGCUUUAUUCCUUCUCUUCUUUAAUUGCAUUGAAACGGAAAAUGUGGCACCCUGUAUGUCCUAGGGAGAUAUUCUUGGGGAGCUCACAGGCUCUUUUUGGAACUCCCAGCUCUGUUUUUCCUCCUGCUUUCCCUUGGUUAUACAAGCUUUUAUUUUUGAUACGGCCCUUAUAAGGCAAGUCCAUCUACAGACAGCUUUUCCUUACAUUCCCCCUUGCCAAGAUGAUGUCACCUUAAAAACGAGACUUGCAAGAGGUUAAGCUGUGAUUAGGCAGAUAGCGUCGCCUGGAACUGUGAUCUUUGGCAGAGUGAGCACCGUGAGGAUGGAAAGGGGAAGAUAAGGGUGCUGUGCUGGUGCCAGUGGUGCUGAAUUCUGGUGGAGCAAAGCACAGUGGCAGCAUUGUGCCAGCUCACUGUGCAAAGGCUGAGCAGCUUCUUGCCCUCCUUAGUGGUUUGCUUGGUCCUGGAUCUUGGAUUGUUUCUUGAAGAGUUGCGUUGAGUGCGUUUAUUCUCAAGUGCGGGAACUGUUUUGAAAAUGCUGAGAACUUGGCGGGGAUCAGCAGUGGAGUUAUUUGAGGCAUCCCAGCUGGUAUCCCUUCUGCUCCCUACCGGCCUGCACAUCACAGCAGCCCAAAGCCUGCCUCAUGGAUGGUAAACCAGCUGAGCUGGGGUCUGUGUUUGAUGCUGCCCUGGUCCAUGGUCACAAAGGGGAGCUCUGUGCUACCCAGCUGUCCCCAGAGCUGGUGUUGAGGGCUGUGAGCCCUCAACACCAGGUAGUGGGAUCUGAUGGGAACAGCUCCUCUGGCUGUGGAGCUCUGCACAC